AUGAACAAAUUCGUCAUUCUUCUGGUCGCCAGUGUCGCAUCGGUAGCUGUAGCAGCUCCAUCUGGACUCUACCUAGGCCACCACGGUGCAGCUCUAGGAGGUCCUGUAUUGGGACCAUCUGCCCUCGCUGGACCUGUUAACGGACCCCACACACUUGCUGGACCUGUCGUUGGACCUCAAAGGAUUUCUGGAGCUGUUGACGGUGGUGCUGUCGUAACUGGAUCCGUUGCUGGACCAUCCGUUGUUUCUGGUAGCGUUGUUGGAGGUACUGCAGUUGUUGAACCUGGAUACGGAUACGCUGGCUACGGAUUGGGACACCUCGGUCUUGGUCUUGGACAUGGCUGGGGACACGGUGCUCAUGGAGCAGUACUUGCUGGACCAGCAGUAGGCCAUGCUGCGAUCGCCGGACCCGUAGCUCUCCCAGCAGUAGUAGCUGGCCCAUCUGGUAGCAUAGUUGCCGGAUACGGACAUGGAUGGGGACACGGACAUGCUGGCUGGUGGGGACAUUAA
Molecule: messenger RNA, 510 nt
Organism: Cotesia congregata
Lineage: Eukaryota; Metazoa; Arthropoda; Insecta; Hymenoptera; Braconidae
Source: the annotation of a GenBank genome assembly